GCGUAGCAAAAAACAAACGAGCGUCGCGAAAUAAACAAUCGAGCAACAAGUGCAAUGGCGCUGGCUGCAACGUAUUCCGCGACUUUUUAAAUGAUUGGUGCGCGCGGUACGACCGUCGUGGUUAAUCCGGGUGCUAGUGAUUUCGAAAAAUUCAGGAAUGCAGAUUACACAAUUCGGAGGCGAUUUCGAAAAACGCGCUGCGAAAAUUUUUCAAAUUUUGCAAAAUUUGAAAUCGAAAAUGGCGCCCGGAAACGUCUGCGGCGGUUGCACGCACAACAUGGCGCAGAAUUCGAAAUCGAUCCGAUGCGAAAUUUGCAAAAAUCGGUUUCAUAUUGCUUGCGCGUCGAUCAAGGACUCUUGGCACAAAGCGAUCCAACAGUGUCAGAAUUUGUUUUGGUUGUGCGACGGGUGCAAACGCGCCUGGGAAAACGGCAAGGAAGAUUUGAAAAUUUCGAAAAAGGAAAUCGAGUGUCUGGAGCGCGAGAAAAGGAUGCUCAAUCGAUUGCUUUCCGAGUUAGAAUACGUGAACGGCCUCCAAAAGAGCGUCAUUCAGAAUUUCGAACAACAUCUGGGAGACGUCAUUAAUGUCGAUGCCGAUACGUUUGCUACGACCAAAGAAGAAGAAUGGAUAAGCAAAAAGAAGACUGAGGUAACCAAUACGAAACAGAUCGAAACAAGGGUCAAGAGACAGGUGGUCCUUGAAGAUGGCAAGGUGGUGGAAGACACUGGUCCGAUGGUCACGACAAACACCACCGAAGACACAGAAACUCAAGAGCACCAUCAAACUGAACAUAGAAAGCUCGGGGAUGAUCUAGACGGGUCCAAGGCUCUAGAAGGUGGCGAAAGAGGAACUCUCAUCAACAGGUCGGAAUGGGUACCCGUACCUAAUCCGGAUGGUGUGGUGAGAGAAGUCAAGGAGCGGAGAGUGGUGUCCCGAGAGGAAAUUGAAGAGGUUAAGGAAACUGAAGAUGUCCAACAUCUGGGCGACAUCAGCGAAGAAGCUUUUCUGGCGGCGGUAAACAGCGGCAAAUCCGAUUUGAGGUCCGUUUUAAGAUCCACGGAGGGAGGAAAAACUCUAGUAUCCACAGGCCCCCGUUUGGUGAGAGACACGACGAAAAGCAAAAAGGUUACCGACACGGAAGAUACCAGAGAACUCAGCUCCGUAUUGCCUGACGGUAAAAUCGUCACCGAAACUCAAAGGACCACGGAACAUGAAGAAGUCAGAGACGACGAGUUACCCGAAGACGCUCCAGAACAAAAUUUUCGAAAGGAAAGUUCACAGAGGUACGUGAAAACGCGUGAGCAAGAAGACGUGGACUAUCUAUCGGGCGGGAAAAAUAUAGGUCAUGAGAUGAGGUACAAAACGGAGACGAUGGAGGUAGAGAAAAGAGGCGACGGAGUCGACGAGCCAGACCUGUUCGAGUCUUUAUCGGCGAGGGCUAGAAGGAGAGGAAACAAUCGUCAACCGCACAGAUACAGAGGCGUGCAAAAUGGCGUUACGAGUCCGCUUGAUCGCAAAGACGCCAUCACAGGACACCCGUUAAAUUUCGACCAGGAGGAGGAGACCAGAAAAGUCGAAACGUCCAAGUGGCUGGAACACCACUUCGGUUCCGAUUCGCGUUCGUCGAACUCAACGUUGGACGAUAUCGACGAUCAUUUGCCGAAAAGUAGCGUGUUUAAUAUAACCGUGAAUAGAAGUCAACCUUCUAGGCCAGAGGGCGCUCAAAAAAAUUUCAUCAGCCCGGUCAAUAGUAGUUCGCCUAGGGUUUAUAGUCCCGUGGAACUCGAUAAAGAUCGCAACCAUCCCUCGGGAUAUUACAAAGGUAUCUCUGAGUGGUCAGAACGUCGCCAAGAACAUCGCUACACCACCCGAACAGACUCACCUUAUCACCAAUCCGCUUCGCCGAGUUCACAGACCCCAUAUCAGCCGUCGCCGCCGCCGCAUUACAACGAAUAUUCCCGACGAUCCCCAGUUCCAGACUACCGUCGUCAACGCUCACCGACCCCUAACGAUAUCCCCAGGCGUUCACCGAUACCCGAUUACAGACCGACGCAUUCGCCAAUCGAUCGCAAAUUAAGAUCACCAAUCCCAGACUACAGGCAAAGGUCGCCUGUACCAGAUUAUAGACAGGGUCACUCUCCCAGUCCUGAUUAUGGUAGAUCAAGAAUAUCACCAAUGAGGGACAUGAAUCCUUCGCCCACUCCACCUCAGCGAAAGAAAACGUCAGAGAAACAAAGACAGCGUGUGGUAGAGGAGAGAACGAGAUACGAUAGUGGCUACAGGUCGGGCCGUUUGGAAGACUCGAGAGACGACAGGGUGGAAAGAGUUGAAGAACCUCCUCCGGAUUAUUCUCCGCCUAGUCCUCCCCCGAUGCCAACGAACGACAAGAAGCAUUUUCAAAAAACAAGAUUUGCUACCGAACAAGCUCCGCAAAAACAGAAGAGUGGGAACAUCAUCGGGCAGUCAAUUCGCAAGUUAGUCAACAAGAUACGGUCGGCCAGUACGGAACGUAAAUCGAAGCAAAGGGUUAAAAGGUCGCCAAGCCCCUCCUAUCAACCCGGUCAUGUCAUAGACGCGAAUAUCGGUACCGCGAUGGAACGACAGCCAGUGCAAAGAUAUUAUUUGGGUGAAGACCCGUUUGCCGGAAGUAUCUACGGCAGGGAAAAUAAAUACGACGGCGUCAAACCGGCCAGAAGCUCCAGAAGACCAAAGGAAGAAGACAGAAGGUCGCACAGUACGCUGGGACGGCUCAGCAAAUCAACUGGUCGGUUGAUUAACCAUCGGGGUACUGAAGUGGACCGCAGCUCUCAGACUUUGCCCAGGCACCCCAAUAAGUACGACGUCAACGGCAGAUUGGACAAGAACGUCAAGUCCAGUAGUACUUUGAACGUAUCCACUGGGAAUAGCAUACAUUCAUCCAGGUUCGCCAACGAAGGUCCAGCUAAGCCGGCACGAACUUACAAAUCGAACUUGGCGAGGAGCAAAAGUCUUAUAGUCCACGGGGAAGAACCGUUCCGGAACAACAUGUACACCUCGAAUCCUCACAUCCACAGAUUGGACGAAAACCCGAUCGGUCUGAAGAGUCCUGGCCUCAUUUCGAGCCUCAGCAGAAGUCAAAAGGACCUGAACGGUGACGUCUACAUCCCUCGUUUCCAUAGAAACGGGGUGGAUACCGUGGAUAACGCCAGGAAAACGGGCUUCGAGCGGAACGAAAAGCGGGUCUACAUUUCGAACGUUAAAGAUCGAGCGCCGGACAUGUUCAAAACCGUUGUCGAAAACGGGGACGACUGGAAACCGAAAAACUUCAGCACCCCGGUCGGUAAAAGCGCGCGAAAUUUCAAUGGAUCCGACGUCUACGAACCGCCAACUCGAUUAAGAGAAAGCAACAUUGUGUCGACUGCUCCCAACUCGAUACUACGUCGCGGCAGUACUUCCAGUACCGAUUUCUCGGAGACGUACCGUACGACGACCCGAAACGACGACCCGGUCAGACCGAGCGUCACCAACACUGUGAAAACGGUCAGCAAGAAAACGAUACCGAGCAAAGACGGGAGAUCGGUCGAGACGAUCGAAUCGAGCGAGACCAAAUCGAUCACGAAAAGUCACUACAGGGGCAACCGAACAGAUCCGUCGGUGAAGUAUUACGAAACGGAGAGACGAUUUAGAGAUGGCGGUACUUCUAAUUCGAAACCUAUCGUUAUAGAAGUGAAAAAUUACAGGAAAUGAGGAGACCGUCGUGCUGAUACCGCCAAGUCUGAUUAAAUUAGUCGCGAGACACACACACCCUCGAGUGGAUUAAUUGUAUCGUAUCACGUGCCAUCAUCGUCGUCGUCCUCGUCGCCAUUUUUAUAUUUUUUUUAAAGGGUCGCCUUUGUUGUUAAUGUGAAUACUUGCCAGUUUAAGUUAAACAUUCAUUUAGUUUGAGUUUUUUUUUCGAACAUACUGGUACCGUUCGCGAUAGUAAGUCAACGGUACUGUAUGUUUAGCAGUAGGUUUUAAUAAGACUAAUACAAUGGAAGGAUUAGUUAACAGGCCACGCAUCGCGUAAAUGCUAAUUCAUGUUGUGCUCAAUUCUUCUCGUUGCUGUAAAUAGGCCGUUUUCAAAACGAUGUAAUUAUUUAACAAGGAUAAUUUAAUAAAAUUUACGUUAAAUUA
This is a messenger RNA of Cylas formicarius (sweet potato weevil), 4156 nucleotides long. RefSeq names its product serine/arginine repetitive matrix protein 1. The transcript is spliced from 16 exons. Lineage: Eukaryota; Metazoa; Arthropoda; Insecta; Coleoptera; Brentidae. Bases 158 to 3727 code for a protein of 1189 amino acids. The record is from RefSeq and is a predicted model, not a curated record.